Molecule: messenger RNA, 2299 nt
Organism: Ceratotherium simum simum (southern white rhinoceros)
Lineage: Eukaryota; Metazoa; Chordata; Mammalia; Perissodactyla; Rhinocerotidae
Source: RefSeq, a predicted model, not a curated record
AUGAACCAGCUCUUCUCGGAACCAGUUGGAGAGGACUGGAAGAAGAUGGAGGAGCCUGUUCCAGGCUCUCCGGAGUUGGGUGUUGAGCGUAUUCAGAGACCAGAAAGAGAUCUAGUCUCGCUGGUGCCUGGUGAGCAAGGUUGCCAGUGGUAUCAAAUGAGUCAAGGAGGAGGGCUGGUCCAGACUGUAGAUUUAAGUACAGUGGGAACCCACCAGGGAAUUAAAUGGAAAUUUGUAAUUGUGGAUAGAAAUUUUGGAGUAGGUUUUGAGAGUAAUGGGCUUGAGAUAUAUUGUUUUGUGUUUGCUUUGGGAUACCUCACAGUGUGCCAAAUUACUAGAGUCUAUAUCUUUGAUUAUGGACAAUAUUCUGCUGAUUUUUCAGGCCCAAUGAUGAUAAUUACCCAGAAGGUCACUAGUUUGGCUUAUGAAAUUCAUGAUGGGAUGUUUCGAAAGGAUGAAGAACUGACUCCAUCACAGAGAGGUUUAGCUGUAAGGCGCAUGCCAAGCCUACUGGAGUAUUUAAGUUACAACUGUAACUUCAUGGGUAUCCUGGCAGGCCCACUCUGCUCUUACAAAGACUACAUUACUUUCAUUGAAGGCAGAUCAUACCAUAUGACAAAAUCAGGAGAAAAUGGAAGAGAAGAAAUACAGUAUGAAAGAACAGAGCCGUCUCCAAAUAUCGCAGUCAUUCAGAAGCUCUUAGUCUGUGGACUUUCCUUAUUAUUUCACUUGACCAUCUCUAACGCAUUAUCUGUGGAGAAUAACAUCGAUGAGCAUUUUCAAGCUACAGCUUCAUGGCCGACAAAGGUUGUCUAUCUGUAUGUCUCUCUUUUGGCUGCCAGACCCAAAUACUAUUUUGCAUGGACAUUGGCUGAUGCUAUUAAUAAUGCUGCAGGCUUUGGUUUCAGAGGAUAUGACAAAAAUGGAGCAGCUCGUUGGGACUUAAUUUCCAAUUUGAGAAUUCAGCAAAUAGAGAUGUCAACAAGUUUCAAGAUGUUUCUUGAUAAUUGGAAUAUUCAGACAGCUCUUUGGCUCAAAAGGGUGUGUUAUGAACGAGUCUCCUGGAGUCCAACUAUCCAGACAUUCAUUCUCUCUGCCAUUUGGCAUGGGGUAUACCCAGGAUAUUAUCUGACAUUCCUAACAGGAGUGCUGAUGACUUUAGCAGCGCGAGCUAUGAGAAGUAACUUCAGACAUUAUUUCAUCGAACCUCCCCAACUUAAAUUAUUCUAUGAUGUUUUAACAUGGAUAGUAACUCAAAUAGCAAUAAGUUACACAGUUGUGCCAUUUGUACUUCUUUCUAUAAAACCAUCAUUCAUGUUUUACAGCUCCUGGUAUUACUGCCUUCACAUUGUUGGUAUCUUAGUAUUAUUGUUGUUGCCAGUGAAAAAAACUCAAAGAAGAAAGAAUACGCAUGAAGAUGUUUGGCUGUCACGAUCCAAAAAGUUUGAUGAAGGAGAAAAUUCUUUGGGACAGAAUAGUUUUUCCACAACAAACAAUGUUUGCAAUCAGAAUCAAGAAAUAGCCUCCAGACAUUCAUCAUGAAAACAACAAUGCGGAAACACUUUGAUGGCUAUUUUUUGUAUGUUAACAGAAACCAAUCUUAGCACCUUUUCAAGGGGUUUGUGUUUGUUUGAAAAGAGAUUUAUUUGGGGAAACGGACAGUUGUAGAUAGGGAAUUUCCUGUAUACAGAGGGGAAAUGGAGUGAAAGAACCCCUCCCAUGCCAUGUCCCUGUGGGCCACGCCUUAUAUAAAGUAUUUCCAUUAUUUCAGUGGGCACUCAGGACCUCAGCAUAUGUCCAUAGGAUCAUAUGUGUGCCCUGUUGCUGAAUGUAUGUUGCAUAUCCCAAGGCGCUGAAGAGGUGGAAAAAUAGUUGUCAGUCUGGGUGAUUGAGAGAAAUUAAUUUUUCCAAAUGAGUGUCUUGCCUUAAACCCUCUAUUUCCUAAAAUAUUGUUCCUAAAUGGUAUUUUCAAGUAUAAUAUUGUGAGAACACUAUUUCAGUAUUUGAUAUUGUGUGCUAUAAAGGAAUUCUGGAGGAAUUUGAAACAGGAUAUUUAAGAUUGUGGAUAGUUUAAAAAUGCAAUAAACAUCUCAGUAUUGGAAGGGUUUUCUUAAAGUAUGUCAAAUGACUACAGUACGUAGUGAAACUGUAAACAGUAAUGGAUGCCAAAUUAUAGGUAGCUUAUUUUCUUGGAGAGGUUAAUUACCUUGUGUCAGUCAGAGAACCCUUCAAGGAAGAAUUUCUUAAACAUAAUUAAAGGUUGGCAGUUGGAUAUUUUAAGCUUAUUUUCUUAAAAAGA